Messenger RNA from Impatiens glandulifera, 1163 nucleotides. Its product is annotated as NADH kinase. NCBI's taxonomy places the organism in Eukaryota, Viridiplantae, Streptophyta, Magnoliopsida, Ericales, Balsaminaceae. Bases 69 to 1052 code for a protein of 327 amino acids. Gene Ontology annotation, biological process: NAD+ metabolic process; NADP+ biosynthetic process. The transcript is spliced from 5 exons. The record is from RefSeq and is a predicted model, not a curated record. Gene Ontology annotation, molecular function: NAD+ kinase activity.
CAACUAAAGAAAUAUCAGACAAAAAUAAAACCUUGUACGAGAGAAAUGGCAACGAAGCUGUGAGAGAAAUGGCAACGAGGCGACUUCUGCUACUCUUGAAACCCUGGGAUGUCUACCCGAUCCAACAUCAUUCUAAUGGCGGAAUCUCUCGUGUCUCCAACCCUAAGGAAAUGCAAGUGUUGAGACAUCUAGAAAGUCGGCGAAAAGUUCAACAGGAUUCGGUGAACUUCUGCCAGAAAGUUUUAAGGAAGAAGUUCGUCGAUUGGACAGCUAUUAUGCGCGGAGAUCUAUUGAAGCCAAUAAGAGACGUGGAUCUUGUUGUUACAAUUGGAGGUGAUGGGACUCUUCUUCAUGCAAGUCAUUUUGUGGAUGAUUCAAUUCCAGUUUUAGGAGUCAAUUCUGAUCCCACUCAACCUCAAGAGGUUGAAAAAUUCAGUGAUGAGGUUGAUGCCUCAAGAAGUACUGGCCAUCUUUGUGCAGCAACUGUAAAUAACUUUGAAAAUAUACUAGAUGACAUUCUCGAAAACAGGAGAGUUCCUUCUCUUAUAUCAAGGAUGUUGAUUUCUGUUAACUCAGAGUUAUUGUCUACACACGCACUUAACGAUAUUUUGAUUGCUGAUCCAUGUCCCGCUACUGUAUCUCAAUUCUCGUUCAGAAUUAUACAAAGAGAUGGGAAACAGCAUUCUCCUCUGGUGCAUUGUCGUUCAAGCGGUCUCAGAGUCUCGACAGCUGCAGGAUCAACGGCUGCGAUGCUUUCAGCAGGUGGAUUUGUGAUGCCGAUAUUUUCAAAAGAUCUUCAGUUUAUGGUAAGAGAGCCCAUUUUGUCUAGUACCUGUAGAUCUAAACUGAAGCAUGGUAUAGGAAAAAAAGAUAAACCUAUGCAUGGUUUUGUAAAACCUGACGAAUCUAUGGAGGUUUCAUGGUUCUGUAAGGAGGGGAAAAUAUACAUAGAUGGUUCGAAUAAUUUCUUUAAUGUUAGACAUGGAGAUAUUAUCGAACUAUCUUCGAAUGCACCUGUUCUGAAAAUUUUCUUGCCUCAACGGUUACUGUAAAAGAACAUGUAGGAAUUUUGUAAUUUUUUUUAGCAGAGGUAGAUGAACUCUAAAAGUUAAAGUUUGAGACACUUAUCUAUCUUACAAACAAUAGAUUCCUCUUUUUCUGCA